GCAGCCCGUUACCCCGUCACCCGGCUCACGCUCGGAAUGCCUCCUGACCGGCCUCCGACAGCGCCCACGCUCUGCGAACCCUUCGCAGCGAUACGGCAGCCGUUCAGCUUCGAAAAGGACCACUUGCACACCGGGCCCAGGCAGCUACGACCCUGAGCCUGUAAGUUUCGACAUGUAUAUGCCACAGCACACGAGGCAAGAGAAGCGAGCCAGGAUGGAGCCCUACAAAGAUCUCUACAAAUCCAUUACCAAAGCCGAGAGUCGCGGGAGUUCCCGCCAAAGCCUGGAAACCUGUUCUACGCAAUCCAUCUUCUGGCAUUCCGGCACAUUGGAUUAA
Messenger RNA from Symbiodinium sp. CCMP2456, 337 nucleotides. The record is from the annotation of a GenBank genome assembly. NCBI's taxonomy places the organism in Eukaryota, Dinophyceae, Suessiales, Symbiodiniaceae.